Molecule: messenger RNA, 165 nt
Organism: Manis pentadactyla (Chinese pangolin)
Lineage: Eukaryota; Metazoa; Chordata; Mammalia; Pholidota; Manidae
Product: protein FAM240B-like
Exons: 2
Coding region: 1-165 (54 amino acids)
Source: RefSeq, a predicted model, not a curated record
AUGAACAAUCAGUACGUCCGUCGGGAAGUCUUCUGCUGUGAAACUUGUCGUAAGCGCAAAAGCUUCUGGGAAAAAGAAAUUAGCAAACAGACUUGUUACCGGGAACUGGAGGAAGAUCGUCAGGGAAGGAGCGCCCUCGGGAAAGGCCCUGGGAAAUGGGAUUGA